AUGGAUGAAGAGUUUAACUACUCUCGGAAUACAUUCUGCCUUGUUUUCGCUCUCGACCAGGGCUUCCUCUACACUAAAGCACUUGAUACGGACGGUUACUUUGAACCCGCUUGGAGCAGCAGCAAAACCGUUAUAGCUGAAGGUGACGCAACUGAUGAAUUUAUGAGAAAAAUCGAGAAACCUCAAGAAAAAUUAUUCUAUGUACCCAACGCUUUUAACGAACUUUAUGAUACCUAUUUGAAACAACAAGAAGAGAACUAUGGAGAAAAUGAAUUAUAUGACGUUGUUCUCCAGGAGUGGAUCAUUGGAAAAAAAAUAGAUUGUUCAGAAGCAGAGUUUUGUUACGCAUUUGCUAUUCCUACAGGUUGGAAUGAUAACACCAGAGAGGAGCUUAUCCGGCCUCUUUUCGUAAAAUCUCGUCUGAUUAACGAAGAUAAUAAUGUACGCCAAUUGUAUGUUUUCAACCAGUUAGAGUUAAAUUUCCGUUAUCUGCAAUCUGGAUCUUGGCCCAGCCCCAGUAUAACAGCAAAACAAGGUCAUCAGUACAUCAUAAUGUAUUUGGAUUCCAAUCAAGAGGUAGAUGUCAAUCUCAGUUUAAGUUUGGUGUCAGCAUGUUAUCCAGACUUAAAAACAGUGGAUAGCCAAUAUAUCCCUCAGCUAUUGAAGGGGUUUGAUUUUAAAAUACCUUUUGGGUCUCACAAGGUAAAAUCGUCAUUGACAACAUGUCUUGAAAAUUUUUGCGAUUCCAAACUGGUGCUCGAAAUUAUUGACCAGAUGCUUGAAACCAUAAAUGAAAAACUGGAAGCGAUAAGGUUUACAGAUCGAUUUUCUGUAUUAUAUCGACCCUUUUUAAAAAUGGAUUUGGAAUAUUCUUGCGAUUCAAAAUACAGUAUAGAAGAGUUUGAACUCAUGCUCCAAAAUAUUAGAUCGUUAACUUUGGAAGAUGUUUUUGAUGACUGGUUUCAUUCUGCUGUGAAAAUCAUCGAAAAUGGAAUAAACACUUUGCUUCAGGGCACAAACAAUAUCAAAGCUAAAUCUUUAGUAUGCCUUUGUACGGAUUAUUUCAAAGAAAACAGUAUCUUGAUAGUAACACGCAAAUUAGUCGAAAAAUGGGUUAAGACAUAUGUCGAAAAGCAAGAAAGCCUAUACAAAUUGAUCAGGACUGAAAAAAACUGCAGUUACAAUUUUUCUGCAAAAGAUAAAAUGAUGACAGCUGCAAUGUUAGUAAGACGCCAAAUGGAUGAUUUUAAUAUCUACAGAGACCCAAUCAUAUUGCCUAAAGACUCGUUAAAUGGACAAUAUGAAAGAACUUCAAAACCUGUUUAUUUUAUAAAUAUUGACUUGCUACCUUCACAAAAUAAAAUUACUCUCACAUACGUAGAUGAGAAGAGUAGAGUCAAACGGACAGAAAAUGUUGACUGCAACAUACAGCCCUUGGAUGCAUUUUUCAAACAAUCAGAAUCAUAUCAAAGACCGCAGCUCCAUAUGAAUAAUAGACUCAAGAAACAUGUAGAAAAAAUGUUUGCUGAAUAUCUUAUAAUGUACUCAAAAUCCGGACAACAAAAAACAUCGUCGAGACUAAUUCAGCCUAAAAAUAAAACAACUUUUGGCAGUUGCUUUGGGAUAAAAACUAGCGAAAAUUGGCCAAAGGAAAUCAGAAAUUUCUUUGCCUCCUCAAGCCCACACCUUCUGGAGCAAGUUAUGCAUAACCUUAAAAUGGAUGAUCUUUUUAUGAAGAAUAAUAGCUCUCAUAGUGAGGAUACAGAUUUACUGCUUACCUCUGAUCCUGGUUACAUUCUUUUUUUUAUCAUAGCAUACCUGCACAAUUUGAACAUGUGGUUGGAAAAAGAACUAAAUGAAAAAUUUAAGAAUGGCUGGCGAGACAAAAACACCGUUUGGAAGAAUAUGCAGUCUGACUAUCAGAUUGACUAUUGCAUCACACACAAAGACAAAAAGAAUACAAAAUAUGAUUUCGACUCAUUCCAAGCAUACCGAGAUAUCCUCCAAAUUUUGAAGCAACGGAUUAUUGAACUUUUGAACAUCAGCGACAAAUGUUCUUGUCAAAUGGUUAUUUCUCUUCGUCUCGUGAUCGAGAAAGGUCUACAGCCAGUUAUAGAAACUACUGUAACAACGAUGGCCGCCACAUUGACUAAUUACAAUCUGUUUGGAUAUUACAAGAUGGAUUAUCUUUUUUUGUUGGGAGAUCCUUUUAAUUUAAUUUAUGGCUCACCUCUUUAUAAUGUGUACACCACAAUACUUCAAAGACCGAAUAUGUUUAACAGAUUCAUCCAUGGAACAUUGUGUCAGGUGCCAAACAGUACAUAUCUAAUUUGGGUUUGGAGCCUUAAUUCCGAUCCUUUUUUUCGCGUGAAUCGUAAUGAAAAGGAGAGCCAAUAUCGACAACGGGAACGUUUAUCAAAACAAUGCAUAUUGAGCAAGAUCAGUUAUGUGUUUGAAGACAUUCUAACUUUUUACACAAACGCCUUUUUAGACAUUUUAAGAGCCAUACAGUCAUAUGACACCAAACGCAAAAAAUGGGAUCUGUCACAAAAGUUUGCAGAAGGCGCAUUUUUUCAGGUGAUGAACAGUAACCGACACCUUGCAGCCUAUGAUCUCAUCGUAGAGUGUAAGCACCUCAACUAUAAUUAUUCUCUAGAAUUUACAAUGAUAAAUAUGGCCAGUUAUUGGAAUGAUAGGUAUACAGAUAAAUCGUGGGUUUUAGGAGAGCCAUUAACCUUAGCUUAUAUUUGA
Mucor mucedo is the source of this 2751-nucleotide messenger RNA. RefSeq lists its product as uncharacterized. The record is from RefSeq and is a predicted model, not a curated record. The transcript has 13 exons. Lineage: Eukaryota; Fungi; Mucoromycota; Mucoromycetes; Mucorales; Mucoraceae. Bases 1 to 2751 code for a protein of 916 amino acids.